Messenger RNA from Zootermopsis nevadensis, 2790 nucleotides. RefSeq names its product aurora kinase A activator-like protein bora (gene bora). Gene Ontology annotation, molecular function: protein kinase binding. Gene Ontology annotation, biological process: regulation of mitotic nuclear division; activation of protein kinase activity; regulation of mitotic spindle organization. The record is from RefSeq and is a predicted model, not a curated record. NCBI's taxonomy places the organism in Eukaryota, Metazoa, Arthropoda, Insecta, Blattodea, Termopsidae. Gene Ontology annotation, cellular component: cytoplasm; nucleus.
AUCGUGGUUAGAGUGAUGGCGUACGUUAGUUGACGAAAGUGAUGUUAAUAUUGCUGAUAAUGCUUAAAUAUUUCGAUCGGUGUAGUGCUGUAGAAUAGAAUUACCUUAAAUUUCCUUUGUUGUACUGCAAUUACCAUAUUUUAUAUACAUAUAUAACUAUUUACCUACAGUUGGGCUCGGUGCAAUUAUAUUGGUAUGGAAUCACCAUAUUCUGCAAAUAGCAUUCAAGAGGACUGUAAAGACAACAGUGCCUCAGAGGAAACAGAUCGAAAUGAAAAAUGCUGUACCAGGAAAUCAUAUAGUUCAGUGCCAAACAGGCUAAAUGAAAUCUCACCAUUGCCAAGAAUGUCGUCAGGACCCUUUAGUACCAACCAAAAUACUGGUCUUGAAAACAUCCGUGAGGAGGAUAAUGAAGAUGAUUGUGCACAUUCAACAUACAAUCCACCUCCCUGCACAACUUUUACAAAUCUACCUUCACAUACUACUCCUCCAUCAAGACAAAAUAAAGUCCGAAAUCCAUUUGAUGCUGCAUUAAUUAAACAACUUCAUCUUCCCACUUUUAGUCCGUCUGUUUUUAAAAGGGUUGUAAGCCCAACACAGGAGAUGAAUCAGUUCUCCUGGACCAUUGAGGAUGUGGCAAAAAUUCAGCCGGCACCAAUUGAAGAAUAUCAGCCUCAACAGUAUGAACAUGCUGUUGAUUCAGAGACUGAAUUGAAGGCCCAAGAAGCGAUUGAUCAUUAUUUCUGCAACCAUCACAUUGUCUGUAGUCCUUGGGGCCCACAGGUACCACCUAAGACGUCUUCACUGUUUGUGGAAAUAAAUGACAAUUCCAGUGCAGAUAAACAGACCUCUUUAAAUCGUAGUGAAGGUGAUGGAGAGGAAGAUAUAUCUGGAAACUUCAGCUGCAAUGUGUCAACAAAGAAAGAAGUUUCCACUCAAACAGUGUUAACAUUGCCACCAGAACUGCCACCAGCGUUAGAAGCUGCUUUAAAACCGUACUUCAUAUUUGAUAUGGAUGUGUGUGAAAGUGCAGAAGAAGAUAAUCUAAGUACGUCGACACCGAGGAGGAAGUUGUUUGUCUGUGAAGAGAAGCAUCAGGAGAUGUCUGUAUCUCCUGCUGGAUCUUCAUGCUUUUCCAUGCAAGUUGAGUGUAAACUCAGCAGUCCAGCACACAGUGGUCUUUUCGUAACGGCAUCCUCGAGGAUUCUUUGCCCAUCCACUCCAGUAAUUGACAGUCGCACUUAUGGGACCCCACUUCUAGGUUCCAAGCUUAUUCCAUCACCAGAAAUUUCUCCAAUUGCCAGCGUUCACCAACGAAAUAAAUCGGUCGCACGUCUGAACUUUAGCAGCAGAAUGAUGGCUACAGACAACGCAACAACAUUUGGCCCUUCUGAUUCUCCGUUAGGUAUGGUCCCGAUUCAACAUGAGGAUGAAUGCUGUGCCGAUCAUAAGGUCACAGAUUAUGUUCUGCCAAGUUCCUCUUCUGCUAUGAUCACAUCAGAAACUUCUACGCCAGUCAAAGGAGAAGCCGAAUCCUUCAGCUCGACAUCAGUUAUGAUUACUUCAGAAACAUCUACACCAGUUAAAGAAAAAUUACCUCCUUUGAGUGAAGAUGUCUCCAUGGAAAGUCUACAUUUUAAACAGAUUCAAAAGAAAUUAAAAGAGUUUGAGAACACCGAUAAUAUUGUAAAAGAAGGAGAUCUAACAAAUUUAAACAGUUUUUCUCUCCAUUCAACUGCAGAAAAUUCUCUGUCAAAUGGCAGCGACAUGCAUAGCCAUGACACAGGGUAUCAGACUGGUAGUAUGAGCUAUAUGACUAGUAUUAAUGGUGGAGCGACAUCUGUGUCAUCUACUUCCAAAAACUGGGCCACCUUACGCUUUAAGUCAGUAGGAGACAGGCAUGUUACUACAUCAAGCAAAGGUUUUGGUAGUGAUAAAAGUAACGUCGCCAACAAAGGCUUGGCUGUGGCUCUGGAUGACAAUUUGUGGCUUCCUGGCUCAAGGCACAUUAUAUCCUCAACACCGACAAAAUCAUGUGACUGAACAAACAUUUUUAAAAUAUAUUUUUACUUGUUCCUGCAAUCAGUGUUAUGUGAUAUUUGAAAACUGCCCAGAGUCUGCGGGCAAAAAUUGAUUUAUCCAGCAAAUAGCAAUAGGAAGCAACCAUUAAAUAAGAGGGGAAAAUUUGGAAGUUUUGUAACUUGUCCAGUUAAGAUCUUUUGGGUCUGAGUAUGUGAUAAAAAGCAGACUUCUGUUCUCUUUAAUUUAAUUGUUAUUUGGAUUUGAAUGCUUCUGCAUUUGCUGACAUAUAUUUUAAAUCAUAAAGUGUGAAAUGGAAUGUGAGGUGUUAAUGCUAGAAUAGGCGAGAAAACAAAUUACAAAUCGUACAGCUUUGGCAGAAAUCAUGUAUCUAAUGAUAAAUUCAUAUACAGUAGUACCCGCUUAAGAUGGUUUCUCACCUGUAAAGCUAAAAUCAUUGGGUCCCAGAAAUAUCACCACAAGAAUACCGUGUUUAUGUCAUGUAGAAAAGUUUACUUCAAAUUACAUGAGAUAUAUUCUUCAAGACAGAAGAACAUUUCAGAACAGACUGUUUAUUUUUAACCAUGACAGUUGGAUAUACUGUAAUGGUUUUUGGGGUGGGGGUCUACAAGGGAGAUGCUGUAAUUAAUUUUGUAAAUAUUUUCAAACCUGUCCUUUUAAGAUGUUUUUCUGUGCAAGAAGUUUGUAUUAUGUGAUCUACUGUAUGUUAUAUAUUUUUCCCAGUUUUUACAUUUCAUUUACCUGAAAUAU